AUGACAUUCCAAGCUGCUGAAGUUGAUAUACAGAGUGAAGCAGCUUUCGAACUUGCACGCAAAGGGUUGCCGAGAGCGCAACUGGCGGGGGCUCAGAUCGUUUAUAUGUGUACUGUUAAACAUUUCAACUUACCCUACUUUGCCAUCCAAGUACAAUGUGUAGGGGAAACGGAUGCGUUUCUGAGGUACGGUUCAUGUGCUUACUUCAAAGAUACUUUACAUAAUUGUUUUGUAACACUUCAAAAGUGCGCUUGUGUAUUUGGUGGGAGGGGGGAUCGGUCAGUGAGACGAAAAGUUUGUAUGCGACAAAAAAACCAUGUAAUAGAUCAUACUUUCGAUAUGGUUUCACAGCAUAAAUAG
Molecule: messenger RNA, 360 nt
Organism: Cooperia oncophora
Lineage: Eukaryota; Metazoa; Nematoda; Chromadorea; Rhabditida; Trichostrongylidae
Source: the annotation of a GenBank genome assembly